AUGGUCAAGCUGAACAAGAACCUCUCCUCCUCCCGGAGCAAGAGCCGUGCCGCUCACUUCAAGGCCGGCUCCGGCCAGCGCCGUGUCAUCAUGAGCGCUCCCCUUAGCAAGGAGCUGCGCGAGAAGUACAACGUUCGCAGCAUCCCCAUCCGCAAGGACGACGAGGUCACCAUCGUCCGUGGCUCCAACAAGGGCCGUGAGGGCAAGGUCACCUCCGUCUACCGCCUCAAGUACGUGAUCCACGUCGAGCGCGUCACCCGCGACAAGGCCAGCGGCCAGAGCGUCCCCCUGGGCAUCCACCCCUCCAACGUCGUCAUCACCAAGCUCAAGCUCGACAAGGACCGCGAGAGCAUCCUGGCCCGCUCCAAGGUCGGCCGUGAGCUCCGCGUCCCCAACAAGAUCUCUGCUUAAAUCUUCUCUGAUUUAAGCGGAUGAAUCUGGGAGCAAAAGAAAAGAAAAAACUGGUUGAGACGAGGAGAUGAACACUUUUUUUUUCGACACGAAACACACUCAACACAGGGGGUUUUCUUCCCCCCCAUGUGAUGCAUUCCACGGCAAACAAUGAUACGGGGCAAGGAAAUGGGCAC
This is a messenger RNA of Trichoderma reesei QM6a, 587 nucleotides long. Its product is annotated as ribosomal protein L24/26. NCBI's taxonomy places the organism in Eukaryota, Fungi, Ascomycota, Sordariomycetes, Hypocreales, Hypocreaceae. Gene Ontology annotation, molecular function: RNA binding; structural constituent of ribosome. Gene Ontology annotation, cellular component: ribosome; cytosolic large ribosomal subunit. Gene Ontology annotation, biological process: ribosomal large subunit biogenesis; cytoplasmic translation. The transcript is spliced from 3 exons. The record is from RefSeq and is a predicted model, not a curated record. Bases 1 to 411 code for a protein of 136 amino acids.